Messenger RNA from Candoia aspera, 750 nucleotides. RefSeq lists its product as uncharacterized. Lineage: Eukaryota; Metazoa; Chordata; Lepidosauria; Squamata; Candoiidae. The coding region runs from base 23 to 661 and encodes 212 amino acids. The transcript has 5 exons. Gene Ontology annotation, molecular function: calcium-dependent protein binding; calcium ion binding. Gene Ontology annotation, cellular component: nucleus. The record is from RefSeq and is a predicted model, not a curated record.
UCCCGUUUGGUGCCCGCCAACUAUGGAGACGCCGCUGGAGAAGGCCUUGGCCACCCUGGUAUACACCUUCCACAGAUACUCGGGGAAAGAAGGCAACAAGUUUACUUUGAGCAAGCAGGAGCUGAAGGAGCUGGUGAAAAAAGAGCUGGCCUUAGGAGAGAAAAUGAAGGACCGGGGGAUCGACAAGCUCAUGGAAACUCUGGACAAGAAUAACGACGACGAGAUCGAUUUCAAGGAGUACACAGGUUUUCUCUCGGCCCUCUGCAUGUCCUACAAUGAAUUCUUCCAACAGGAUGCCAAGAUUUGGGAAGAAUUUGGGGACCGCCGGGGACAGGGGCCUUCCUCCCCGCCCCAGAGGAAAAGUUUCUUUGGAAAGUCUCCAACCAUGGCCAAACCACUGGAUCAAGCCGUCUGCUUCAUGGUUGCCACUUUCCACAAAUAUUCAGGAAAGGACGGCGACAAGAGCACCCUAAGCAAGAAAGAGUUGAAGGAACUGAUUGUGAAAGAGCUGACCAUUGGCCCCAAACUGCACGACUCUGAUAUCCAACAACUGAUGGAGGACUUGGACCGGAACAAAGAUGAGGUCGUCAACUUUCAAGAAUAUGCCGCCUUCCUCGGCGCCAUGGCCAUGAUUUACAACAAGGCUUUGUGCGAAAAAUAGGCCGGACUGAUGGGAAGCAGUGGCUGAGAUAAGCCCAGCCCUUUCAGAGAAUGGGUUGGUACCCAAUUAAAAAAAAAAAGUCUUUCCAA